GCUGCCACCCCUAAGGAGGCGGGCAGACGCCGCUUCUCAUUCAUUGUCUUGACAAGAGCAUCCUCAGCGGGCUGUCUCUGGCUCCGCCGGCUCCUUCCUCCUCCUCCUCCUCCUCUCCCUCCUCCAUUUGGGGGUUCACUCAUCUCUCAGCAGCAGGAUGAGCCGGCAGGUGGUCCGCUCCAGCAAGUUCCGCCACGUGUUUGGACAGCCAGCCAAGGCCGACCAGUGCUAUGAGGAUGUGCGCGUCUCACAGACCACCUGGGAUAGUGGCUUCUGUGCUGUCAACCCCAAGUUUGUGGCCCUGAUCUGCGAGGCCAGUGGGGGAGGGGCCUUCCUGGUGCUGCCUCUGGGCAAGACUGGACGUGUGGACAAGAAUGUGCCCAUGGUCUGUGGCCACACGGCCCCAGUGCUGGACAUCGCCUGGUGCCCGCACAACGAUAACGUCAUUGCCAGCAGCUCCGAGGAUUGCACGGUCAUGGUGUGGGAGAUCCCUGAUGGGGGCCUGACAUUACCCCUGCGGGAGCCCGUCGUCACCCUGGAGGGCCACACCAAGCGCGUGGGCAUCGUGGCCUGGCACCCCACAGCCCAGAACGUGCUGCUCAGUGCAGGUUGUGACAACGUGAUCCUGGUGUGGGACGUGGGCACUGGGGCGGCCGUGCUGACGCUGGGCUCCGACGUGCACCCGGACACAAUCUACAGCGUGGACUGGAGCCGAGACGGCGCCCUCAUCUGCACCUCCUGCCGUGACAAGCGUGUGCGCAUCAUCGAGCCCCGCAAAGGCACCGUUGUUGCCGAGAAGGACCGUCCCCAUGAGGGGACCCGGCCUGUGCGUGCAGUCUUUGUAUCAGACGGGAAGAUCCUGACCACGGGCUUCAGCCGCAUGAGUGAGCGGCAGGUGGCGCUGUGGGACACGAAGCACCUGGAGGAGCCACUGUCCCUGCAGGAACUGGACACCAGCAGCGGCGUCCUGCUGCCCUUCUUUGACCCUGACACCAACAUAGUCUACCUCUGUGGCAAGGGUGACAGCUCCAUCCGCUACUUCGAGAUCACUUCCGAGGCCCCAUUCCUGCACUAUCUCUCCAUGUUCAGUUCCAAGGAGUCCCAGCGGGGCAUGGGCUACAUGCCCAAACGUGGCCUGGAGGUGAACAAGUGUGAGAUUGCCAGAUUCUACAAGCUGCACGAGCGGAGGUGUGAGCCCAUUGCCAUGACAGUGCCUAGAAAGUCGGACCUGUUCCAGGAGGACCUUUACCCACCCACCGCAGGGCCCGAUGCUGCCCUCACGGCUGAGGAGUGGCUGGGGGGCCGGGAUGCCGGGCCCCUCCUCAUUUCCCUCAAGGACGGCUACGUGCCUCCAAAGAGCCGGGAGCUGAGGGUCAACCGGGGCCUGGACACCGGGCGCAGGAAGACAGUACCAGAGGGCAGUGGGACCCCCAGCUCGGAUGCCGUAGCCCGGCUGGAGGAGGAAAUGAGGAAGCUCCAGGCCACGGUGCAGGAGCUACAGAAGCGCUUGGACAGGCUGGAGGAGACGGUCCAGGCCAAGUAGAGGACCGCAGGGCCUCAGCGGGGGCCGUGGCAUCGCCUCCCUCCCUCCAUUCACACCCUUCUCCUCAGGCCAUGACGGCAGAUAAAAAAUAAUAAUAAAAUGGCUUUAUUUUCUGGUA
Messenger RNA from Ailuropoda melanoleuca (giant panda), 1661 nucleotides. RefSeq names its product coronin 1A (gene CORO1A). Gene Ontology annotation, molecular function: actin filament binding. Gene Ontology annotation, biological process: actin filament organization; cell migration. The record is from RefSeq and is a predicted model, not a curated record. Lineage: Eukaryota; Metazoa; Chordata; Mammalia; Carnivora; Ursidae. The transcript is spliced from 11 exons. The coding region runs from base 158 to 1543 and encodes 461 amino acids.